AUGAUAGUCGGGCGAUGGAAAGGGUCUGCUAAGGUGGGCUUGCCUUGCUUCCUUGACUACCACAUCGGGAAGCGGUAUCCCGGCUUUGGCUUGGUCCCAAUAACAUCCUUGAUCCUCAGCUGCCUCUGGAUUUACCUGAGGGCCGGACCAGAAGGUCGUGAGCGUUUGCGAAUGAUUUACACGGGGGCUGUCGUUCGGUUCGCCGUGUAUGGCAUCCUAAGCGCCAUCUUUCUCUGA
Messenger RNA from Gaeumannomyces tritici R3-111a-1, 237 nucleotides. RefSeq lists its product as hypothetical. The transcript is spliced from 2 exons. Lineage: Eukaryota; Fungi; Ascomycota; Sordariomycetes; Magnaporthales; Magnaporthaceae. The record is from RefSeq and is a predicted model, not a curated record. Bases 1 to 237 code for a protein of 78 amino acids.